GUCAUCAGUAAAGGAAAACCACGCGUCGAACCACGGUUAGAACCUGAGAUUCCGUCAUGUCCGUUCACGUGGCAGACAUGAAAAAGCAGCCCCUGCUUCCAUCCCGCUUUCGGAACCGGAAAUCUCCUCGUAAUUAGUAAUUACACCACCUCCUCUCUCUCUCUCUCUCACACACACACACACACGCACAUCUCAUAAUUCCAUUAAUUACACGCGAAUUUCCUCUCUUUCUUCUCAUCGCUCGUUGCUUAAUUCAAAGCAACGACGGCGACGAUCGGAGAUGCUCCGAGCUCCGCAUUUCCUCGAACCCAGCGCCGCUAAGUUCCCUUUCCACGCGCCGCCUUUCUCAACACACACUGACGCUGCUGCUACUGGUGGCGCUUCUUCAUGUACCGCCUCUUAUCGUUGCCUUGCUGUCGGAUUGAAGUUGAGUAAACGAGCAUUGGCUUGUAAUCGUCAAGAUCGGUUCAGAAAGUCAGGGGAUCGUGUGAAGCAUAGGAUUAUGGCUAAUGCUUAUGGCCUCUGCGCUCAGGAAGGUGCACUUCAGGACGAAGCUGUGUCGGAGAGCAGCCCAUCAUGGAGAACUUUUCCGGGUCAGGAUUUUCCACUGGGUGUAUCAGAAGUUGAUAGCGGCAUUAAUUUUGCUAUCUUUUCGCGACACGCAACUGCGGUCACUCUUUGCUUAUCACUCCCUGAGAGGACGGAUGGUGGAAUGGUGGAGCUUGCUUUGGAUCCUAAGGUGAAUAAAACAGGAGACGUCUGGCACAUAUGUAUAAAGGAUUUACCUCGGAGUAACGUUCACUAUGGCUAUCGCAUUGAUGGCCCACAAGGUCGGCAUCAAGGUCAUUGUUUUGACAGUAGCAUUGUGCUUAUAGAUCCUUAUGCAAAGCUAGUUGACGGUCGUAGAUACUUUGGGGAUGCCAGCGAAAAGCUCUCUAAAUUUCUUGGAACUUAUGAUUUUGACAACUUACCUUUUGAUUGGGGAGAGAAUUACAAGUUUCCAAAUAUACCUGAGAAAGAUCUUGUUAUCUAUGAAAUGAAUGUCCGUGCAUUUACAGCCGAUGAAUCCAGUGAGUUGGAUCCAGAUAUACGUGGCAGCUACCUUGGUGUGAUUGAGAAGAUUCCACAUCUUUUAGAGCUUGGGGUCAAUGCGGUAGAGUUGCUACCUAUUUUUGAAUUUGAUGAGCUGGAGUUUCAAAGGCGUCCAAACCCUAGAGAUCACAUGAUCAAUACGUGGGGGUACUCAACAGUAAACUUCUUUGCUCCUAUGAGUCGUUAUUCUAGUUCUGGUGGAGGUCCCCUUAAAGCUUCCCAAGAAUUUAAAGAAAUGGUUAAAGCCUUUCAUGGUGCUGGAAUAGAGGUCAUUUUGGAUGUUGUCUACAACCAUACCAAUGAGGGUGAUGAUGUCUAUCCUUAUACAACCUCAUUUCGUGGCAUCGAUAAUAAGGUUUAUUACAUGCUCCAAGAGAACAAUGGCCAGUUUCUGAACUUCUCUGGCUGUGGUAACACACUAAACUGUAAUCAUCCCGUGGUAAUGGAGCUUAUACUGGACAGCUUAAGACACUGGGUAGUCGAAUAUCAUGUGGAUGGCUUUCGAUUUGACCUUGCUAGUGUUCUUUGUCGGGGAACAGAUGGUGCUCCACUUAAUGCACCCCCACUUAUUAAGGCUAUUGCUAAAGAUGCCAUCCUAUCAAGAUGUAAAAUUAUUGCAGAACCUUGGGAUUGCGGAGGCCUUUAUCUUGUUGGAAGUUUUCCAAACUGGGACAGGUGGGCUGAGUGGAAUGGGAAAUUCCGUGAUGAUGUGAGAAAAUUUAUAAAGGGUGACUGCGGUAUGAAGGGAAGUUUUGCAACUCGCGUUGCUGGAUCUGCUGAUCUUUAUAAAGUAAAUAAGCGCAAACCUUACCACAGUGUUAAUUUUGUGAUUGCUCAUGAUGGUUUCAUGCUUUAUGAUCUUGUCUCGUAUAACUUCAAGCACAAUGAUGCCAAUGGAGAAGGUGGUAAUGAUGGAUGCAAUGACAAUUUCAGCUGGAAUUGUGGUUUUGAAGGAGAAACCAAUGAUAGUUCCAUUAAAGCCCUACGUUCACGGCAAAUGAAAAAUUUCCAUCUGGCCUUGAUGAUAUCUCAGGGAACACCAAUGAUGCUUAUGGGGGAUGAAUAUGCACAUACUCGCUAUGGAAAUAACAAUAGUUAUGGUCAUGAUACCGCUCUUAACCAUUUCCAGUGGGGACUGUUAGAAGCACGGCGGAGUAAUCACUUCAGGUUCUUCCAGAAGGUGAUAAAAUUUCGACGAACACGUCGUGUAUUCAGUCGCGAGACUUUUCUCAGCAAAAAUGAUGUGACAUGGCAUGAAGAUAACUGGAACAACCAUGACAGCAACUUUCUGGCAUUUACGCUCCACGACAGUAGUGGAGAGGACAUUUAUUUGGCAUUCAACGCUCAUGCCUUUUUUGUCAAGGUCUCUGUACCUCCGCCGCCAGCGAAGAGGAGAUGGUUUCGCGUGGUGGACACUAAUCUCGAGUCCCCAGAUGACUUUGUCAUUGAAGGAGUACCUGGCACUGGGAAAACCUAUAACGUGGCUCCCUACUCGUCGAUUCUCCUAGAAGCCAAAACAUGACACAGAGUUAAAUUCAGAAGCUGCGUGCUGAUGAACACCAAGUGAUUUGCAUGUUCAUAUAUGUCGUAUACGGAACCAGUUAAAGUAUCAAUUUCAAGUGGGUUCUGGCUAUGAAAUUCUGAUAGAUGGAUCAAAGAGAGUAUUUAUUAUGCGGUCUCAUUUAUUAUUAUGCACGGCAUCAACCUUGUUAUAUUAUUGACACUUUUAUUUUCUGAGCAAAAGGCUCUCAUCAAUAAUAAAUAUAUCGGCAAGCAAUAAAUUUCUGAGCUUAUUGUAUUGGUCAUAAAUGUUCUCAAGGUUUGUUAUGCUAUCGCAUUAUUAAUGAGCAUUACAGUGUACAGAUCUGCUAGUCCUUUUCAGCCAUUUAUCAUAAACUCUCUUUACCGAUUAGCAGCUUUGGGGACACGACGUACUUGAAAAAGAGAGCUGAUUGUUUGUGGAUGAGGACCACCGACUGAACUUACAACAAGAAACACGUUUCAUUUUGUUAUGUUCCGCCUUUGUACUCGAGAAUAUUUGAGACCAGACGGCAAUACUUUGUUACUCUGCAGAUAAUGCGAGUGGCACUUGGAAUAACCUUGCUGAUGUUGUCGUUUGGUGAUUUACGGCUCUUAAAAAUGUUUGUGUGAUAUUUAAGAACUCUACAGAUGAAAAGGUGAACGAGAGAAAGAGUUCAUAAUGUUACGUUCUGGAGUUUAAUUAAUUAUCCUAAUUCAGCUGCUUUAAUUUUUGUUAUAAAAAGGGUGACGUCGUAUAUGAAGAAACAGAGAAAGUUGAAAGGUGUAAUUUUCUUAUAACUUCUUGAUCAUAGUAAAAAAAAUUCCAAAAUGGCAGAAACAGGACGUAACAUUAAU
Molecule: messenger RNA, 3468 nt
Organism: Morus notabilis
Lineage: Eukaryota; Viridiplantae; Streptophyta; Magnoliopsida; Rosales; Moraceae
Product: isoamylase 3, chloroplastic
Exons: 25
Coding region: 281-2614 (777 amino acids)
Biological process (GO): carbohydrate metabolic process
Molecular function (GO): hydrolase activity, hydrolyzing O-glycosyl compounds
Source: RefSeq, a predicted model, not a curated record